Messenger RNA from Sphaeramia orbicularis (orbiculate cardinalfish), 1290 nucleotides. RefSeq names its product B-cell receptor CD22-like. The transcript has 6 exons. Lineage: Eukaryota; Metazoa; Chordata; Actinopteri; Kurtiformes; Apogonidae. Bases 1 to 1029 code for a protein of 342 amino acids. The record is from RefSeq and is a predicted model, not a curated record.
AUGAGCUGCACCUACACAUACCCACAGUGGAUAAACAAACAGAAAACUACAGCUGAGAAAUCAUUCUGGUUUAUUAAUAGCGACAUUAACCCUGUAGAUCUGAAAACAGAGUCAGAGUAUAAAGGUCGUGUCCAUUAUCCUGACAAUAAGAACCAUUGUGAGGUGAGAAUCUCAGACCUGAGACAGAGCGACUCAGCUCAGUACCACUUCAGUUUUAUAAUAAACCAACCUGGUGGACGUUAUACUGGUUCACCUGGAGUCACUCUGACUGUCACAGAUCUCCAGGUCCAUGUGACCAGAUCAUCAUCCUGCGGGAAUUCUAAUUGUGUCCAAGUAGAGCUGAGGUGUCACAGCAGCUGUCGUCUACCUGACAAUUACAAAUACACCUGGUUCAAGAACAGACAGAAGAUUCAGAGUGAAACAUCAUCUUCCUAUUCCACCUCUUUUUCCUCUGAAGAUACAGUUUCCUGUGCUGUUAAAUUAGGUUCUGAGAUGUUCUCCUCUCCUCCAGUGUUUGCUCCAACGGUUCCUUCAGUGUCUUUCAGUCCCUCUGGUGAAAUCAUUGAGGGCAGGUCAGUGACUCUGACCUGUACCAGUGAUGCAAACCCACCUGUUACUAAAUACACCUGGUACAAGAGAGGAAAGAAUCGACUUCAGUCAAGAGGACAGCAGUUUGUCCUCAGCUUCAUCAACUCCUCUGACUCUGGAUCAUAUUCAUGUGUAGCUGAGAACAGUCUGGGGUUGAAGAUGUCAGAAUACGUCUAUAUUGAUGUGAAAUACAAGACAUUCAUCCAAUAUUCACUCCCAAUGAAUAUUAUCAAGGUGAUGCUGGUGGGUCUCCUGCCCAUUGCUCUGAUUUUCCUGACUGUGUGGAAAAGGAAGAAGAAAACUCAGAACUUGAACACUGGACUGAAUCCUCCUGAGAAUAUGGUGUUACAGUCUGAUCCUGACUACGUCAAUGUGUCGGCGUUGAAAUCAGUCACUGCAGCAAAGAGAGAAGAUUCACAGGAGCAAGAAAGUGUGAUGUGACAAUGUCAGAGAUAUGAUGAUACUCUGACGUCUGCAUUUGUCAGAGGAAGGAAACAACAAUAUCUGUUCAAUGUUCAACCAUUUUUACAGUUUACCAAAUUACAAGCUAAAGGAUUAAACCUGUAAAUAAUUCAUUUAUCAGACUCAGAGUAUUUACCUGUGAGAUAAAGGCUUUGAGUUUGGCAGGUUUUGUUUCUCCAUAUUCACUGAUGAUUUCUAUAAAUGUGAUCCAGAUGAAGGCUUCAUAGAUUUCUUCUUCAC